Messenger RNA from Diplodia corticola, 372 nucleotides. RefSeq lists its product as uncharacterized. The transcript is spliced from 2 exons. Lineage: Eukaryota; Fungi; Ascomycota; Dothideomycetes; Botryosphaeriales; Botryosphaeriaceae. Bases 1 to 372 code for a protein of 123 amino acids. The record is from RefSeq and is a predicted model, not a curated record.
AUGGGCGUGCGGGAACACUCGACGGGCGUCAGCGCGUGGCUGCCUGCCAACAAAGGCCCGCGCCGGACAGCGCAGGUGAACAAAGCAAGCCGCAGCUGGCGUGAGCGCGAGCUGGAGCUGGAGCUGGAGCAGCUGGAGCUGUUAACGGCCAAGGCCGCCGCGGCGUGGCAGCCCGCAAUGCCCGGUGAGGAUGAGCCAUCCCCCAUCGGGUUGAGUCUGGCCGCGCUGGCUCUGGCGGUGAUGCCUUCGUCCCCCGGCCGCGUCGCCGCCUGCGAGACGGCGGGCUUGGAGCUGCGAGCCCUGGGACUGCCUGCGGCGGCGGAGCGCGGCGGACCGGUGCUCGGCACGCCUGCAAUAUCUCUGCUGCAGUGA